CGCCCCGGCGGAAGCGAGAGGCGGGGCCGGAGCCGGGGCCGGGAUGGGGCUGGAGGCGCUGGGGCCGCGGGCCGUGCGCUGGGCGCUGCUGGCCGCCUUCGCGGCCGGGGUGGUGGUGGGCUGGCAGGCGGGCCGUGCCCGCCGCCGGUUCCUCCGCUGGCGCCAGCGCCGCCUCCAGCGCCGUCUCGCCGCCGCCCAGGAGCAGCUGGAGGCGUCCUGAGCCGAGGAGACCCCCGCAGCCUCGGCUCGGUGGACGCAGCCUGAGCGGAACCGGAUUCGCGCCGCGCCGCUGUCGGAGCUGGUUUGGAAAGGGUUGGUGAAAACCGCGUCGAAAUGCUGCUGGGAAAGGACGGCAUCUGUGGAACACCAAGACCUGCCUUCUGUCUGUCCUUCAGGAGAUCCUGAACUGCCUCAGACUGACCUAACAAAGUACCCGGGACAGAGGAACGACGGCACCGAGCAUGUUUCCGUAUUUCGAAGGGUUAUCUCUGUUUGUCUUGCUUUAAGUCUGCUACGGGGGUAUGCUGCUCUGCCCUCGCCAGGUCGCGCUGCCGAUACAUUAAACCAGCAAAAAUCAUGACAUGA
Molecule: messenger RNA, 585 nt
Organism: Grus americana (Whooping crane)
Lineage: Eukaryota; Metazoa; Chordata; Aves; Gruiformes; Gruidae
Gene: MTLN
Product: mitoregulin
Exons: 2
Coding region: 44-220 (58 amino acids)
Biological process (GO): positive regulation of mitochondrial membrane potential
Cellular component (GO): mitochondrial inner membrane
Source: RefSeq, a predicted model, not a curated record